Maudiozyma barnettii is the source of this 1896-nucleotide messenger RNA. It is a transcript of the gene TAH18, whose product is annotated as NAPDH-dependent diflavin reductase. The coding region runs from base 1 to 1896 and encodes 631 amino acids. Lineage: Eukaryota; Fungi; Ascomycota; Saccharomycetes; Saccharomycetales; Saccharomycetaceae. The record is from RefSeq and is a predicted model, not a curated record. Gene Ontology annotation, molecular function: NADPH-hemoprotein reductase activity; FMN binding; electron transfer activity. The transcript has a single exon. Gene Ontology annotation, cellular component: cytosol.
AUGGCUCCGAAUAAGAUUGUUAUUCUAUAUGGCUCUGAAACCGGUAAUACGGAAGAUUUUGCCAAGAUCCUUUCCUAUAAAUUACAAAGGCUUCAUUAUCCACAUACUCUGUCAACUGUUGGUGAUUUUAAUCCAACUGAUAUUAUCAAUGUGCGAUAUCUUUUUGUUCUAUGUGCGACUACUGGUCAAGGUGAAUUACCUAGAAAUUGCCAUGAACAUUCAUUCUUAGACAAGAACAAGAAGACGUUGUGGUCGUUCCUUAAGAGGAAGAACUUACCUGAGAAUUUCUUAUCUCAUAUUAAUGUUGCUUUUUUUGGUCUUGGUGAUUCAUCAUAUCCUAAAUUUAAUUAUGCCAUUAGAAAAUUACAUGCUAGAAUGGUCGAACAAUUAGGAGCCACUGAGAUUUUUGAUAGAUUAGAGGCUGAUGAACAAGCUAUGGCUGGGAGUAAUAAAGGUACUGGUAGUGGUGUUGAGUCAGUAUAUUUUGAAUAUGAGAAGAGAGUAUUAGAAUACGUAGAGAAGAAGUUCCCAAAAAGAAAAGUGGAUGGCCAAAUGGUUGAAAGAGUUGCUAUUGAUGAUUCCAUCUAUUUACAACCUAAGAGUCAUUUAUGUUUGGAUCAAGAUUCCAAAAGUGAUAACACCGAUGUGAAGGUGACAACACCAUUAAAGUUUACUAACGAUUCAGCGAUAAGAUAUGGUAAAGUAAAAAAAAAUAAAAUGAUAACUGCUCCGGAUCAUUUCCAAGAUGUUAGAGAAUUUGUUUUCACAAAUGUCAAUAAUGUGGAUCAUAAGGAUCGCUAUGAAGCUGGUGACACAGCAUCGAUCUUCCCAUGUAAUUCUGAUAAAGCAGUGCAACAAUUUCUUGAUACACAGGACCAUUGGUUACCUAUCGCUGACAAACCACUGAAGUUCACCAAUGGGAUUCCGGAUGCUUUAAAAUCUGGAGGUGUUAUAGAGCCGUUGACAUUACGCAACAUUCUAAAAUAUCAUUGUGAUAUUACAUGUAUUCCAAGGACCAGUCUAUUUAUGAAGAUCUGGAUGUUUGCAACUGAUGUCUCCAGGAUGGAACGUGGUGAGGGCCAAUUAGAACAACAACGUGACAAGUUGAAAGAGUUCGCCACCGAUCAAGAUAUGCAAGAACUAUACGACUAUUGCAAUAGGCCUCGGAGAUCCAUUCUCGAGGUCAUCGAGGAUUUCUUGUCGUUAAGACUACCUUGGGAGUAUUGCCUGGACUACCUUCCAUUGAUCAAGCCUCGUUAUUAUUCUAUCUCCAGUGCUCCCAACGACCCUAACAUCCAAUUGACUGUAGCAAUUGUCAAAUAUAAGACAAUGUUACGAAAGAUAAGAACGGGUAUCUGUACUAAUUUCAUUGCCCACUUACAAGAAGGUGAAGUGAUUCGUUACAACAUCUAUAAUAAUCAUUUAAUCCGGGAGCAAUACAAGCAAAACCCAAUGGUACUAGUGAGUCCCGGUGUAGGCAUUGCGCCGUUGAUGUCCGUCAUCAAGGAGGAACCUCAACUAUGUGACAACUUACAAUUGUUCUUCGGAUGUCGAUUCAAGGAUAAGGACUAUAUCUAUCAGGAGACCCUAGAGAAAUGGGGGAAGGAGGGUCGUAUUGAAUUGCAUCCUGUGUUCUCUAGAGACAGAGAGAAUUCUCCGGAUACGAAGUAUGUGCAGGAUGUUCUUUGGAAGCUUGGAGAGUUUGUGACGAACCUGUUGGUGGAGAAGAAAGCAUUGUUUGUGCUAUGUGGUGCCUCAGGGAAGAUGCCUAUCCAGGUGAGAUUGACGGUGAUUGAGAUGUUAAAAAAAUGGGGUGGUUUUACUAAUGAUGAAGCGGCUACCAGUUAUUUGAAAGAGAUGGAAAGAGAGGAUAGAUAUUUACAAGAGACGUGGUAG